Molecule: messenger RNA, 4953 nt
Organism: Sinocyclocheilus grahami
Lineage: Eukaryota; Metazoa; Chordata; Actinopteri; Cypriniformes; Cyprinidae
Product: roquin-1-like
Exons: 20
Coding region: 314-3544 (1076 amino acids)
Biological process (GO): protein polyubiquitination; nuclear-transcribed mRNA catabolic process, deadenylation-dependent decay; ubiquitin-dependent protein catabolic process
Cellular component (GO): cytoplasmic stress granule
Molecular function (GO): RNA stem-loop binding; mRNA binding; ubiquitin protein ligase activity
Source: RefSeq, a predicted model, not a curated record
GACUUGUCUCGCUUGAGCUGAGACUCGGGCAGUCAGUCCAAAGAAACUUUCAUUACAGCAGCAGGCGAAAUUCGCCCUUCUUCUGUGAAGAUUGAGCUGAACCAAAUAUUGUUAUGUUUUUCACACUAUGUGCUGAACGCCCACAAUGUCAGGAAAUAUUUAAGAACCGUGAUCUUUGGAAAAGCUUUAUCGGUUCCAGUGGAACCUUUAGGACUUACUGUUGUAUCGGUUUACGCAAAACGCACAUAGACACAAAUGCAGCAAUAAGAGAAGAUCUUGGGGACCGGUGCAUCACAGACCGCGCUUCGCUACAAUGCCCGUGCAAGCCCCGCAAUGGACCGAGUUUCUGUUGUGUCCCAUUUGCACGCAAACCUUCGAGGAGAGCCACCGCAAGCCCAUCAGCCUGGGCUGUGGCCACACCGUGUGCAAAAUGUGCCUGAACAAACUGCACCGCAAGGCCUGCCCGUUUGACCAGACCACCAUCAGCACGGACAUCGAGCAGCUGCCCGUCAACACAGCGCUCUUGCAGCUUGUCAGUGGACAGGUACCCAAACCUCCCCCCGUCACUUUACUGACAGCUGCAGAGGACGUUAAGCACUAUGAGGAGUCUCGCACAUGUGUGGAGGACCUGGCCCUCUAUCUCAAACCCCUGAGCAACACCAGAGGUGCAGGGCUGAAUGGUGCUGCUCAAAGUGUUCUCAGCAGACCCAUGCAGAGGAAGCUGGUGACUCUGGUGCACUGCCAGCUGAUGGAGGAGGAGGGCCGCAUCCGGGCCAUGCGGGCAGCCCGCUCUCUGGGUGAACGUACUGUCACUGAGCUCAUCCUCCAGCACCAGAACCCCCAGCAGCUCUCCUCCAACCUGUGGGCCGCCGUCAGAGCCAGAGGCUGCCAGUUUCUCGGCCCUGCUAUGCAGGAAGAAGCAUUGAAGCUGGUCCUGCUCGCUCUGGAAGAUGGUUCGGCCCUCUCACGGAAGGUUCUGGUCCUGUUUGUGGUCCAGAGACUCGAACCACGUUUUCCCCAGGCCUCAAAAACCAGCAUAGGACACGUGGUGCAGCUCCUUUACAGGGCCUCCUGCUUUAAGGUGACCAAGCGUGACGAGGAUUCCUCCUUAAUGCAGCUGAAGGAGGAGUUUCGCACGUAUGAGGCUCUUCGGAGGGAACACGACUCUCAGAUAGUUCAGAUCGCGAUGGAAGGCGGACUGCGUAUCGCCCCUGACCAGUGGUCAUCUCUACUGUACGGCGACCAGUCGCACAAAUCUCACAUGCAGUCUAUCAUAGACAAGUUGCAGACACCAGCAUCCUUUGCUCAGAGUGUGCAGGAACUCACCAUCGCCCUUCAGAGAACCGGAGAUCCAGCCAAUCUCAACCGCCUCAGACCCCAUCUGGAGCUGCUGGCCGACAUCGACCCCAGCCCAGAUGCCCCUGCGCCCACAUGGGAGCAGCUAGCCAAAGGGCUGGAAGCGGUGCGGACCGUCGUUCAUGGCCUGGUAGAUUUCAUCCAGAACCACAGCAAGAAAGGAGGGGAUCAGCAGCAGCCACCUCAGCACAGCAAAUAUAAGACCUACAUGUGUCGGGACAUGAAACAAAAAGGCGGCUGUCCUCGCGGGGCAAGUUGCACCUUCGCUCACUCUCAGGAAGAGCUUGAAAAAUACCGUAAGAUGAAUAAACGUUUAGGAAUGAGGCGCCAGCUCAGCCAGUCCCUGACCCAGCUGAAUGAGAUGGACUUCGGCACCGGUCUGUUGCCUGACGAGGGGCUGCUGAUGGAGGGACUCCCACGCAAACCCUCCUCCAUCACUAACAUCAUCCUAGCAACAGGACCUGAAUCCACUUUGGCCCACCUGGUUUCCAGAGGCUCGGACCCGUCAUAUGACCCAACACGCAAACCGGAGAAGAUGAAUUCUGGGAGCCUCAGUGCGCCUGGCUCACCUCCAGAGUCAUUGGAAUCCAUCCCAAAACCAGGGAUGCUCAUAAAUUCCCACUCCAGGGUAGCCGGCGAUGUCGGACAGAAGCACAUGCCUGCUGUGCCUAGAGUUCCUCACAUGUAUUCACCACACCACUCUGAACUGUAUUACUCUGAGACACGAGGCCCUCUGCCACCCUCCACCCAAUAUGAAUCCUCCCAGUACCCUGCAGGUAAUCCUUAUCCUCACCAUCAUGUGCACCCACGCUACACCCGUCACCCCGCUCCAGAUCCAGGCAUGCCACCAUAUCCGGAUUCCUAUUCCAGUUCCUACACCUCAGAGCGCCAAUGCGCCAACCCAAGCUCCCAUUACGGAUACCCUUCACACCACGAUGGCCGUCGCCACUCAGCCUACUCCCAUCCCCAAACAUUCCCCCCACGGGAGGAACUGGUCCGUAGGAGUCCGGACGUUCCCCCGCCGCUACCACCCCAAAGCGCUUCGUACCUGCCAGAACAAGACAGUUAUAACCACUCCAGUCAGAUCAGGAAUUACCCAAGGAAUGCCUACACGCGAUCUCAGCCUUCCCUAGACUACCUGCACCGUCGAAGACAGGAGAUCAUGGCCCAGCUGGAGGACAGAAAGGUCGUUUCCCCAUCGCCCUUUAGCUCCUCGCACUCGCACGAUCCCAGCUACCCUCAGGACACGAGGGGACAGAGCCAUUACAUGGAAGAGAACUCCCAUGGUUUUGGACAUUUCCGGGAACCAGACUACACCAGCUCAUAUUCACCUUGGUCAUGUGACCCCUUCGGUUCCUACAUUGGCGGCAAGGAUAUAAAGUCCAAAGAGGGCAUGGACACACAGCAAAAUUUAGACAAAGGCAAAAGUCUGAGAGCACACGGCUUGGAGCUUCAACGCAGAGCGGCAGAUGUCAAAGACGACGACCCCAUCAUUCCCUUUGGCACCCUGCCGACCGUGUCUCGUUUUGGAGCCAUCUCACGCACGUCUAAACUGGGCUACCCACCAAACAGUCCCAUGCCACCCUUGCCAAACUCGGCCAAACACGCCGCCUCUGCUGCGGACUACACCUAUGCGAAUCACAGUGGGUGGAGUGGCGACUCUUACCAGCCGCACCAAAAGUCUCAGGGGCACUUCAGCGAGCGGUCCAGUUUAUCCCCUGCCGUGCAGGCGCGUGAGCAGCUGAGGAUGGAGCUACAGCAGGUCAACCUGCAAAUCAGCCAGCAGACGCAGAGUCGCGGCCUGGAGAACCCAAGCUCAGUCAUGUCCCAGCCGUCUCGAGUGGACUGGUCAUCAGGGAAUUUGUCCAGUGAACAGCUGAGUCUCGAGCUGCACAAGGUGGAGAGAGAUAUCAUCAUGAGGACACAUGAGAUGGCCAUGGAGAACCACGAUGGCAAGUACAAGCGGGUCUCAGUCGAAAAUGGACAAGACGAACACACUCUACAGCGAGAUGAGCAUCCACUCACUCUUAGUGAGGGCUCAAACGGCUCCAUCAGUUUGGUCCAGGACCGUGGUUUCGUCAGCAGCAGCAUGUCCUCGCUGACCAGUAAGACGUCAUCUCUCAGUUUGUCCUCCGAACAGGUGGCCAGCAGCCCUGAUUUGCCCAAGAACGGAGUCGUCCACUCCUAGUCGGCUCUUUCUACCUCAGAUUCCCCUUCCUCGACCACCACCCCUCUCUUAUGCCAGAUUAAACCCUCUAGAGCCGGAUGCUCCAUCAUCACUGGAUGACACACGCCAUUCAUUCGCUUAAUUCUGAGCGUUUAGCUGCCUCGCUGAGCCUCAAACACCCAUCAGGCCAAUAUGGGUGGAGUUUGGGUGGGAUCCACUGUGCAUGUGCCUCAACAGACUUGCACAAUCAUGCCCUGAUUUAGUUUCUUUUUACAGCAGUAUCUGCUGUCAUGUAUUUUCUUCCUGUUCUUUGUUCACUUUCUUCCUGAGACUAGUCUUUUUUCAUUGCCGCGUAAAUCAGGGUGAAUCUGAAAAACAUAUAAGAUGAUUUCACUUAUGUUUAACUAUCAUUAAUCCACUUUCUUGGGGUUUCAAAAUUGCAUUUUUAUCAAAAUGUGCUACGUUUUCGGUAGUUACACUCUUGUUCGUGCUUGGUCUGGCGUUUACACUUGUGUCAGGGUUUACUAUGUUUAAAUUCAUUUUUUUACUGCAGGCUUGCUGCAUAUUCAACCAAUGGAAAGCAUUUUGUUUUAUUAUGACAGUCAAAACUAUGUAUCGUGUUUCAUACAUUAGGCUUCAUUUAGGCUUUUACAGUGUGAUUGCUGCAAUGCACAUUAUUGUGUGUUAUAGAAAUUCUCACAAACCUAAAUGUUCACUGAUUUGACCUCAACUGCGCUCAUGCCAACAAACCCAAAAGCUUUUUCCAGUCUUAUUGGGGCCCUUGUAUUGUUUUCAGUGCAUUACACUACACUGCCUGUGGGAUUUCGAUUGAACCGCCUGUAAUCAUCAUCUUUUGUUAUAAUGUCAUCAGGGAUGCAUUAAUCUGCCUCUAUAUUUUGUGGACAUAAAUAGAAAUAACAAUCCAGGUCACGCAGUUUUUUUUUUUCAUAGUGGGUAUAGUUAUAUUUUUCCAUCCUGAGGAUGGAAAGAAAGCAGCUACGGUAAUGCGUAAAGAUGCAUUCUGUUGUAAGAAUGCGUAUAUACUACUCUUCACUUUGUCAGUGAAAUUACAAUCUUCAGAUCAAUCCACGAUUUUUUUGUAUAUGUGGAGUUUUUCAUCCUGAAAGAUGUGCCGAAAGACUUUGACCCAGUUGUAGCCACCUCAAGACUCUCCUUCAUUCUUCGUUUCAUCUCAAGUUUUGAAGAACGUUGUUUUGAUGGGCCGGUUCAAUCGAAUUCCCCUACAGGCUGGGCUCAUGCAUGUACAUCACAGUUCUCCUCAAAUUCAUUCUAAUAUUGAUGGGGGAUUAACUAAGCUCCUAUACUUCACUUUACUGUCAAGUGUCUUGCAGGAGACUGUUUUGGACUCCUUACCUUUUAAAGGAAUAGUUCACCCAAAAAAACAAUUUGCUGAAAAUUUCCUCACUCUC